Messenger RNA from Cololabis saira (Pacific saury), 2178 nucleotides. RefSeq names its product zinc finger protein 277 (gene znf277). The coding region runs from base 15 to 1340 and encodes 441 amino acids. Lineage: Eukaryota; Metazoa; Chordata; Actinopteri; Beloniformes; Belonidae. The record is from RefSeq and is a predicted model, not a curated record. The transcript is spliced from 12 exons.
AGAAGAAGAAUAUUAUGGCUGCCAGUGAACGACAACAAGCCGGUGAGGGGAGCAUCCUGGAGCCUCUGUGUUUCCCAGAGCUUUCAGCUGAAAGUUGCAGUCUUCCCAGUGAGCAUUGUUCCAGUGCUGAGCUGCUGCUGCUGUGUCUUUUCUGUUCGGAGUCAUUCCCGCUGGUGCAGAAGGAGCAGCUACUCAAACACCUGGUGCUGGAGCACAAGUUGGUCAUUGCUGACGUCAAACUCAUCGCAGACCUCCCUAAGUACGUCCUAUACUGGAAGGGCAGAUUCCUGGAGCAACCAGUCACAGAUUUCUGUAGUGUGAUCAAGACCAACUCCACUGGUCCAGCUGAGAAAUGGGAAGAAUACUUCUUGCUGUGUGACGUCCUUCCAGAAGACCGAAUCCUCAGAGAGAAUCUCCAGCAGAAACGGCUGGAGGAGGUGCUGGAGCAGCAGCAGCAUGAGAGAGAUGCCUGCACCUUCCAGCGACUCUGCAUGUUCUGCAAUGAAGAGUUCAGUGGAAACAGGUCAUCACUGCUCAACCACAUGGCCAGAGAUCAUUCCUUCAGCAUCGGGCUGCCGGACAACAUCGUCUACUGUGACGACUUCUUGGACACUCUGCAGAGUAAACUGGACAAACUGCAGUGUUUGUACUGUGAGAAAACAUUUCGAGAUAAAACCACUCUGAAGGAUCACAUGAGGAAAAAAGCUCACCGCCGCAUCAACGCCAACAACCGAGAAUAUGACCGCUUCUACGUCAUCAACUAUCUGGAACUUGGAAAAACCUGGGAAGAUGUUCAGAGUGAAGAUGACCGUGAGAUGGUGGAUGAUGAUGAUGACGACUGGUCAGACUGGCGAGCUCAUCCAGUCUCUGCUGUGUGUCUGUUCUGUGAUCAUCAGUCAGAGACGAUGGACCAGAUCUACACACACAUGAAGGGUGUACAUGCCUUUGAUCUGCAUCAGCUUAGGACACAACUCAACCUCAAGUUUUACCAGCAGGUCAAGCUAGUGAACUUCAUCCGGCGUCAGAUCCAUCAGGGCCGCUGCUACGGCUGCCAGGAGAGGUUUGACUCCAAAGCUGACGUCAUGCAUCACAUGGUCUCUGAGGAGCACGUCAUGAAACUGCCCGAGAUGUCCACCUGGGAUCAGCCACAGUACUACUUCCCCACAUACGAGAACGAUGCUCUCCUGUGUACUCUGACUGACAGUGAUGAAGACGGUAAUGACGAGGCAGAUCAUAGUGGUGACAUCCCUGUCAUCUCAGAGGACAUCUCCAACCUCAGGUCACUGAGACAGAGCAGCGUCCUCAACCAGCUGCUGAAGAGCAGAGGAUCCUACCGCUGAAAUCAUGGCUGGACUAGGGGGAGUAGGAUAACUCUUCCUCUCACUGGACUUGCUGUGUACACGUGGAUAACAGCACAUUUCUCUGAGGAUAAUGGAGCAGUACAAUAGUGCUUCCUGAGAGUGAAAACAGACGCUUAGCCCCAACAACAAGGAUUUACGUUGCCAGAAGAUUGAACAACGCUCAGGUGCUGUUCAGAUCUGAAGCUGCUAAUUGUUUCCAUUCAAAUAAUAAAUCACAACCAGUAUCACAUUUAUUCAUCAGGUUUGUGGAAAUCAAUGAGGAAUCUCAUUCAGUAGACUUUGUCUCUUAAGGUUCAAUUUGAAAGAAAAAAUAAUUAAAAAACUAAGUAAAAAGCCACAGUAAUGAAAAGAUAUGAACUCUUUACAAGACGGAACCGAUAUUUACAGAUAUGAAGAAAUAUUCAACCCUCUAUGGGCCUGAUUUACUAAAGGUUUGCGUGCGUAAAAACGUGUGCAAACUUGACAUCACCCGCAAACCAAUGUGCAAGCUGAUCUACUAACAGCGUGCAAAGAGGACUGCGCCUCUCAAAUGAGCAAAAUAGCACACGCUAUUCAUUUAGUACUUUUGCCCUGAUGAAUAAUCAAUAUGGGGCGUAGCCGCCAGAAAGCGCUAAAUACUGGGAGGGGAAAAUGCUAAUAGGGUAAUUUACCACACGCAAUGAGAUUUACCAAGCCUGAAAGUAAUUGCGGGGAUUGUGAUUGCGUCUGUAUUUAAUACGUUCGAAAGGAAGGUGCUAAUCUGCCCAGCAUUACGCACCGAUGGCUGCUGUUAUUAUGGCAAGGAGUCGACAUCGCCAAAAUCAAAGAAUAGCAGAGA